CACCUCCUCCUCCCCCACCAACCUCGCCGGAAUGCUCGCCUUCUCGCCCCCUUCGCGCCUCCCUCUCCUCCCAUCCCUCCGCCCUCGCCCUCCUCUUCUCCCCCCUCGCCGCCGCUGCCUCCACAGGAAAAGCCACCCCUCCUUCCUCCGCCUCCGCGGCUGUCUCCUCCCUCCCCGCCGCCUCCGCGUGGACGCGGCGCGGCGCGCGGGUAUCGUGAUCGACGUCGACGAGGUGUCCGAGAUCGGCGACCGCGACCUCCCCGUGGACGUAUCGUUCACGCGCAGGAUACCCCCCGCGCUCACCGUCGGCGACGGCCUCGACGCACUGCGGCGGGCCGUCGAUGAGGUCAAGGCCAGCCCGCCUGGCGCCGGCAGUGGCGUGAUCAGGUUCGAGGUACUUGUUCCACCCAGUACGAAGGCACUUAAAUGGUGGUGCUCUCAGUUUAGCAGAUCGUCAUUAUUUCCACAGUUUUAUUUAUUGAGGAAGCUAAACUCUGGUCCAUCAUUUCAACUUGAAAUCUGUGGCAUUGGUUCUGCAAUUUGCUUGCACGGUUCCAAACUAGUAAACAGUGGAUUUGAUUUGGUAUCGAGAUAUCUUUCUUCUGAUUCACACUUGAUAAGGGCUUAUGGAUCAGUAGGCAUGAAAUAUGACAAGAAAUUAUUGUCAAUAGAGGAGAAAAUCGGUUCAUAUUACUUCUUCAUCCCUCAGGUUGAGUUGAGCGAGUUUGGUGGCUGUUCCAUAUUAUCAUCAACCAUGGUUUGGGAUGACUAUUUUUCUCAUACAUUCGAGGAUGCAGUUUCUUUAUUUGAAUCUUGUUUUGAUCAGAUACAAAAUACUUAUGAUUCUUCAGCCAGCAUCUCUCACAAAGGCUUGGUAGCGAGUUACAUUUCUGGAGAUUCGCAAUUGUUAGAGACUGGGAAUGCUCAAUUGGUGUAUUUGGAUGCAGAAGUGCUAGCCACAAUAGAUGCCAAAGCCAGCGUGCAAAAGGAGAAAUUCCUGACUUCCGAUCAGUCAUUUGUUAGAUUUUCACCGCAGUUCUUCUUUUGUUCAAACAUGGACUCAUGCUUGCAGCACAAUGAAACCGAAUCUUUCAUUAAGAGCUGCCCUAACAUUAAUUUGGCAUGGGCAUCCCUUAUAGUAGAAGAAUGUGUUAGGCUUGGUUUCACGUACUUCUGUAUAGCUCCAGGGUCGAGAUCAUCUCCGCUUGCACUUUCUGCUACAAGCCAUCCUUUGACAACAUGCAUAUCAUGUUACGAUGAACGGUCACUUGGAUUUCAUGCUCUUGGCUAUGGGAGAGGUUCUCGAAAGCCAGCGGUAGUAAUCACAUCAUCAGGAACCGCUGUAUCAAAUCUUCUUCCUUCGGUGGUCGAGGCAAGCCAAGAUUUCAUACCAAUUAUAUUACUCACAGCUGAUCGUCCUCCCGAGUUGCAUGCUGCUGGAGCUAACCAGGCCAUCAAUCAGGUCAAUCAUUUUGGUACCUUUGUAAGAUACUUUUUUAAUCUCCCUCCACCUGGUGACCAAAUUUACGCAAGAAUGGUUCUGACCACACUUGAUUCAGCAGCCUACUAUGCAAUGCAAACACCACAAGGCCCAGUGCAUAUAAAUUGUGCUUUUAGAGAACCACUAGAGUACAGCAAUCAAGACUGGAAUGUUGACUGUUUGAGAGGUUUGGAUAAGUGGUUUAAAAACAGUGAACCAUAUACUAGAUACCUAAGAAUAAAAAAGGUUUCUGGAUUCGGUAAUUAUUCUUGCUCAGUAAUGGAGGUUCUGGAGAUCAUAGAAAAGGCAGAACAAGGGCUUCUAUUAGUUGGUGCUCUUCAUACAGAAGAUGACUUGUGGGCUGUGACUUUACUUGCUAGGCACCUUUCCUGGCCAGUUGCUGUUGACAUUCUGUCUGGACUGCGAUUGCGGAAAGUAGCAAACUCAUUCCCAGGGCUUGAUAAGAGCAUUUUAUUUAUAGACCACAUAGAUCAGAUUCUAUUGUCUGAUUCUGCUAAAAACUGGAUAAGUCCAGAUGUUGUUGUCCAGAUUGGUAGCCGUAUUACUAGCAAACGAGUGGGAAUGUUUCUCGAAUCUUGCUUCCCAUCUUCCUACAUCUUGAUUGAUAGGCAUCCAUGCCGUCAUGAUCCUUCGCAUGUUGUCACUCACAGAAUACAAGCUAGCGUAGCUGAAUUUGCUGCUAGUUUGUGCCAGCGUACUUUUCAAAGGAAGACAAGCAGAUGGAAAGAUAUCUUGAUGGUUCUUAAUUCAGUGGUUUCUCAGGAGAUAAUGUUUCAGAUACAUUCGAAGUGCUCACUUACGGAACCAUAUGUCGCUCAUGUAAUCGGGGAGUCACUUUAUGGUGAUGCCAUCAUGUUUGUUGGGAACAGCAUGGUCAUUCGAGACUUAGACAUGUUUGGAAAGGGCUGGCUUGAUUACACUACAAAUGGAAAUAAUGUGAUGUUGCGUCAUUUCCCGGACUUUCUUGGCACUAUAGUGGCUGGAAACAGAGGAGCAAGUGGCAUUGAUGGUUUGCUCAGUACAGCAAUCGGAUUUGCUGUUGGAUCAAACAAGCAUGUAUUCUGUGUGGUUGGUGACAUAUCUUUUCUUCAUGACACAAAUGGAUUGGCACUUCUCAACCAAAGGGCACGGAGGAAACCGAUGACGAUAAUUGUUAUCAACAACCAUGGUGGUGCAAUCUUCAGCCUUCUUCCAAUAGCAAAAACUACUUCACCCCAAAUUUUGAAGAAAUUCUUCUACACCUCACAUGACAUAUCAAUUCCCAAACUGUGUGCUGCACACAGCGUAAAGCAUUUUCUAGUUCAAACAAAAGCGGAGCUUCAUGAUGCCUUGGUGAAAUCCCAUGCGGAACAGGUUGAUUGCGUGGUAGAAGUAGAGAAUAGCAUUGAUGGCAAUGCCAACUUUCAUAGAAUUAUAAACAUGUUCUCAAACAAUUCUACAACUCGGUAUCUGGAUUAUCUUCUGGGAGUUCCAUACUCCAAGAGUGAGUUGGAUGGCAUGCCUGUUAACAGAAUUCAGGCAGUGGAGUACAUGUUGUACAGAAUCCAGCUUUCUGCACCACGAACUUCAGGGAUAUCAGCUGGCAGCUUCUUUCAUGAAGGCUUUAUUCUGAAGCUUUGUGUGGAUGAUAGCAUUGUAGGAUUUGGUGAGGUUGCACCAAUUGAAAUUCAUGAGGAGGAUAUGUUGGAUGUUGAAGAGCAACUUAGGUUUCUUUUCCACAGGAUGAAAGAUUCUGCGCUAGAUGUUAUUCCUAUGUUGGGAGGCUCCUUCUCCAAUUGGAUAUGGACAAGCCUCGGGAUUCCUCCUUCUUCGAUAUUCCCAAGUGUUAAGUGCGGUUUGGAGAUGGCCAUUCUUAAUUUACUUGUGUCACAACGGAAAUGUAGAUUGUCAGAAAUUCUUGCUGGUUCCAACCCCUUAGUACGAGAGGGGACUGUCGUUGAAUAUAAUCAGAACAGUUCUGCAAGCAUACAGAUCUGUGCCCUCGUAGACAGCAAUGGUACUCCAAUGGAGGUGGCACUUGCUGUCGCCAAACUGGUAGCUGAAGGUUUUAACACAGUUAAACUGAAGGUUGGGCGUCGCGAAAGCCCCACUGAAGAUGCAGCUGUUCUUCAUAAAAUAAGAGAAAUUGUAGGGUACCAGAUCAAUAUCCGUGUUGAUGCGAAUCAGAAAUGGACAUAUGAACAGGCAGUUGAAUUUGGAUAUAGGGCAAAAAGCCUUCGUUUGCAAUACAUUGAGGAACCAGUGAGCUCUGUAAAUGAUCUCAUCAAGUUCUGCGAAAAGAGUGGCUUGCCUGUUGCACUAGAUGAGACUAUUGACAAUCUUAAGGGGGAUGUAAUUCCUAAGCUUCAUCAAUUUGUGCAUCCAGGAAUAGUUGCUCUUGUUAUAAAACCCAGUGUCGUUGGAGGUUUUGAGAAUGCAGCUCAUAUAGCUAAAUGGGCUCAGAUGCACGAUAAGAUGGCUGUCAUCAGUAGCGCGUACGAGAGUUCUGUAGGAUUGGCAUCCUAUAUUCAGCUAGCACAUUAUGUUGACCUACAAAACUCCAUCGUCUCCAGAAUAAAGAACAAGGAUACAUGUGGAGCUGCCUCGCAUGGACUUGGAACAUAUCAAUGGUUAAGGGAAGAUGUAUCAGAACAAAAGUUAAAAUUCCAUGUAACCCCACUUGGUGGCGGAAUCGGAGCUUCAGUAGAAGAUGCCCACGGUUAUCUCCACCAUCUAAAUAUAAACAACAAGAAGAUAGUUAGGGCAUAUAGUGAAGAAAAACUGAGAUCAUAUUCUAUCCAAGUUGAUGUGGACGAUUGUUCAUAUCUAGUCAAGCUUCAGGAGGCCGGCGAUCAUACAAAUGAAAAGGUUGUUCUUCUACUUCAUGGAUUUCUUGGUACGAGUGAAGACUGGGUUCCCAUGAUGAAAGCUCUCUCUCCCAGUGUACGGGUCAUUGCUGUUGAUCUUCCUGGUCAUGGCGAGUCACAAAUGCUGCAGCAUCAUGUUGGAAAUUCAAAACAAUUCCCUGUUACAGUUCAAUCAGUUGCAGAUUUGUUGCUAAAGUUGAUGUGCCAUAUAACUGAUGGUGAGGUGGUGGUUGUUGGCUAUUCAAUGGGUGCAAGGAUUGCACUCCACAUGGCAGUAAAUCAAAUUCACAAGGUAACUUUAUUAAUGUUCUAUCUUUUCUGUGCAUUUCUUUCCUUCGAUGAUCCUAAGCUGGUUAUGUCAAGACAGAUUAGUGGAGCUGUUAUAGUAUCGGGAAGUCCCGGAUUGAGAGAUGAAGCAAAUAGACGUCGUUGUAUUGCUAUUGAUAAAUCAAGAGCUCAGUUCCUGUUGUCGAAUGGACUUGAAUGUUUUCUUGAGACAUGGUACUCUGGAAAAAUGUGGGCCAGUCUACGGGAGCAUCCUAAAUUUGAUUCUCUAGUGAGGGCACGCAGAAAACAUGAGAACAUCAAAGCACUAGCUAAUGUUCUUGAAGAGUCAAGUGUAGGGAGACAAAGGCCCCUGUGGGAAGACUUGAAGCACUUGAAGAGGCCUCUACUCAUUGUCGCAGGUGAAAAGGACAAAAAAUUCAAAGAGAUAUCGCAGCAAAUGUGCAGGGAAAUAAGAAACUACUCAGAAUUUGGAUCUGAUGGUGGUAAUGGGAAUGAUCUCUGUGAAUUGAUCAUCAUCCCAGAUAGUGGCCAUGCUGUCCAUGUUGAGAACCCUCUUCCUUUGGUGAGGGCCGUGAGGAAGUUCGUGCUAGAGCUGCACUGAGGAUAACAUAUGAGUAGCACAGGUUGCUCUACCCUUGCAGUUUGCCAGGGUAAAUGGUCGAAUUUUGGCAUACUUGCUGGUUCUGGAUUACAGAUGUCGAUGGAGGAAUAAAGGUUCCAUGUGUUCAUGCUGGUCAUUCAGGACUGUGUUUUGGCGACUUUUUUGUGACAAACUUGUUUGCAGUAACUUUUCCGUUUGAGCCUGGGGAGGCAAAGCCAACGUGCCUGAGCCUGACUGUGCAUCCGAAGCAUUGUCACCCACAAUGGAUUGAUCAGUUCAUGAGUGUUCAACGUAUUCCUUUGAGAUGGUCAGUGUUCUGCAGUUCCUACCGGUAAUACUCGGCAUGUUCACAUCUGGAGUAUGUAGUAUGUACAACGAUUCCAUUUGUAUCCCAGAUUUGUAUGCAAUGCUCGUUCUCUGGCAGCGGCUUAGUCGAAGUUAACACUGAGCUGCAGCCUUUCAAGUAGCAGACCUUUUGUGCUGAUCUUUAAUGCAAUCAAAAUGUGCAAUUUUCUUGGUCU
Molecule: messenger RNA, 5757 nt
Organism: Phragmites australis (common reed)
Lineage: Eukaryota; Viridiplantae; Streptophyta; Magnoliopsida; Poales; Poaceae
Product: protein PHYLLO, chloroplastic
Exons: 26
Coding region: 32-5236 (1734 amino acids)
Biological process (GO): menaquinone biosynthetic process
Molecular function (GO): 2-succinyl-5-enolpyruvyl-6-hydroxy-3-cyclohexene-1-carboxylic-acid synthase activity; 2-succinyl-6-hydroxy-2,4-cyclohexadiene-1-carboxylate synthase activity; thiamine pyrophosphate binding
Source: RefSeq, a predicted model, not a curated record